AUGGUCCCAGAUAAUCCUGCCAUUAUAGAUCCUAUUCUUAAUAAUUUAAAAAAGACUUUCAGAACAGGAAAGACUCGUGAUUUGGCUUUCAGAAAGUAAUAAUUAAGAAACCUCCUCACUGGUAUUAAGGAAAUGGAAGAUGAAAUUAGUGAAGCCGUUUAAAAAGAUUUAGGUUAUCAAGAUCCUAAAGUUGCAAAAUUUUUGAAUCUUUUACCUACUAUUGGUGAUAUAGAGUACAUUCUUAAUAACUUCGAAUCUUGGGCUCAAAAGCGUAGUGUUGAUGUUUCUUUAGUUGUUGGUCCCGGAUCUGGUUAUAUUAUUCCAGAACCUUAUGGAGUUACUUUAGUUAUAGGUGCCUGGAAUUAUCCUUUUAACACUACAGUAGCUCCUGCUGCUAAUGCUAUCGCAGCUGGAAAUUGUGUAGCACUAAAGCCCUCCGAAAUGUCUCCUCACAAUUCUAAUGUCAUGAAGAAGCUUUUUGACAAGUAUUUGGAUAAGGAUUGCUAUACAGUUAUAGAAGGUUAAGUAGAAGUAGCUAAAGCUAUUUGUUAUAAGCCAUGGGAUCACAUAAUUUUCACAGGAUCACCCCAAAAAGGAAAACUUGUAGCUUAAGCCGCAUCCUAAAAUUUAAUUCCAUGCACUUUAGAGUUAGGAGGCAAAAGCCCAACAAUUGUAGACAAAACAGCCAACUUAAAUGUUGCAGUAGCAAGAAUAGCAUAAGGAAAAAUUGGUAAUUCUGGAUAAACUUGUAUUGCCCCUGAUUUUGCUAUUGUAGACUAAGACAUUAAAGACUAAUUCCUCUCAUCUCUUAAAGAAGCUAUGAUAACCUAAAUUAGCAACAAUCCUGAAACUAGCAGAGACUAUAAUAGAAUGAUCAAUGAAUUCCAUACCAAGAGAAUGGAAUCUAUGAUCAAAACUCAUGGAGGUUAGAUUUACUAUGGAGGUAAGGUUGAUGUCUCUAAAAAAUUCGUUGAACCUACUAUUAUUGUGAACCCUAAGUUAGAUUCCGAAUGUAUGUAAGAUGAAAUAUUUGGACCUAUCUUCCCUGUUAUUUUCUACAAGAAUUUUGAUGAGGUAAUUAAUUUCAUCAACGAUCGUCCUAAGCCCCUUGCUCUCUAUUACUUUGGUGAAAAUAAAACACAUAAAGACAGACUCCUUAAUGAGACAUCUAGUGGUCAUUUGAGCUUUAAUGAAUGUGUAAUGCAUUAUAUUAAUAACACUCUUCCUUUUGGUGGUGUUGGAAAUUCAGGUUCAGGUGUUAUUCAUGGAAAGUUAGGAUUUGAAAAUUGCUCACACUUAAAACCUGUUCUUGAUAAAAGUGGUACUUUAGGUAGCUUGAAUUCCUACCCUCUUAACUGCAGAUAUCCUCCUUACACUGAAUCUAAAUUGAAAACUUUGAAUUUCCUUAUUAAAAACUUAGACGUUUAUCCAUCAGAAGUCUUAAAAUCAAGAAAAUUCCUUUCUGUAGCUGUUUUGGCAACAAGUGCAUUAGCUUAUUAUUUUAAUCCUUUUAAAUGA
This is a messenger RNA of Tetrahymena thermophila SB210, 1518 nucleotides long. RefSeq names its product aldehyde dehydrogenase family protein. NCBI's taxonomy places the organism in Eukaryota, Ciliophora, Oligohymenophorea, Hymenostomatida, Tetrahymenidae. The record is from RefSeq and is a predicted model, not a curated record. Gene Ontology annotation, biological process: aldehyde metabolic process. The transcript is spliced from 2 exons. Gene Ontology annotation, cellular component: cytoplasm. Gene Ontology annotation, molecular function: aldehyde dehydrogenase (NAD+) activity.